UGAACAGGAGCGAAGGCAGAGCCUCAUGUCAGUCUGCAGCAGAGCUGCCACCGAUCACUGCUGCUUCACGUCAGUCUGCAGCAGAGCUGCCACCGAUCACUGCUGCUAUGAGCUGCGCCGCGCAGAGCUGCGCUCUCAAGGAGCUGCGCUCUCUCAUGCUCAGCCUGCUCGUCUCCGGCCUCUCCCUGACGCUGCUGCUCUUCACCUACAGCAGCAGAGCAGCAGGCGGUCACCGCAGCCUGCCCGCGUCACGGCGCUGUGUGUCGCUCUGCAGGUCAGACCUGACCUUCCAGGCCGUCAAUCCUCCAGAGGUUCAAACUUCAGCCCGGCCGACGGAGCCUUACAGCAUGACCGCAGGAAUGACAGUUAUCAGAGGACAAACAGCCCAGCUGCUGAGAAUAAACGGCUCCAGGACUCUCCUCACAUCCGCUUACCUGGAGCAUCGCACCAAAAGGAAAGAGGUUCGGGUUAUUGCCAUAAUGCUGCGCAGUGAGAGAGUGAAGCUCCUCUGCCACCUCCACUGCCACCACCAGCUGCACGUCUCCAGCGCCGCCGUCAGGAUCCACGGGGACCACUUCCGCUUCCGCUUCGGCACGGCGGACAUCUUGUGUCCCGUCCCCUCGGGAUGCGAGACGCCUGCUUAUGUCGCCGUCACCGCGGCUGCCUCCAAGAACAAAGAAAUUGAUCAUCUUGAGUUUCUGGAGGUUGGAAAUCAAGUCGAACAGACGAGCUUUCCUUACAACUUCACCUGCUGCUUCUCCGCUAUGUACGACUUCACCAACGUCCUGCAGCUGGUGCAGAGUCUGGAGAUGCUUCAGCUUCUGGGAGUCAGUAGAGUCGUCGUCUACAAGACCAACUGCAGCGCCGACGUCCAGCGAGUUCUGGACCACUACUCAGAAAAAGGUCUAGUGGAGGUGAUUCCUUGGUCGCUGUCCAAGUACCUGAAUGUUUCUCGAAAAGCUUCUCCUCAGCAAAGUCCUGGUGACCUUCACUACUUCGGUCAGAUCCCGGCGCUCAACGACUGCCUGUACAGAUCCAUGUACCGGUCCAGAUACGUGGCGCUGCACGACCCGGACGAGCUCAUCCUGCCGCAGACGGUCGACAGCUGGACGGAGUUGCUGCCGCUGCUGAAAAAGAAGUACGGCGCUGACAGGUGUUACUCCUUCGAGAACAACUGGAUCCCCAUGGAGUUUGAGUUGCCGCCUCCGAAGCCCAGCGCUCUGCCUGCAGUGGACCAGUGGCAGAACGUGUCGGGGGUCAACAUCCUGGCUCACCUCUACAGAGAACCCUUCAUCCCCAGCAGAAGGAAGCACAACGCCAAGAUCCUGGUCAACCCCAGAGCGGUGUUUGCCACGUCUGUCCACAGAGUCCUACAGCCACCGAAAUCCUGCAUCUGGGUUGACAGGAAGUUGGCCCGGAUGUACCACAUAAAACCUCGAGGACCGCCCAAACACGAGGAAAAGCAGCUGAUAUAUGAGGGCAGACUGCUGGGCUACAGCGGCCAUCUUAUCCCUGCUGUCAACGCUGUUCUCAAGCAGACCGGACUUCUACCUGAGUCGGCGUGAACUGGACUCUGUGGAUGUCGCCGUGUUUACUGAGAGCCGCCAAGACCUGGAGGCAGAAAUGAUUUCACACAACAAGCUCUGGAAAUGUGAAGCUCCUCCUGACAUAUCACUUCAUUUUACCUCGUUCUGCUGUGACUGUGUUGAACUUAUGGCUUUUAUUAUGUCUUUAUUUCCUUUGUGUGGAAAGUGCUUGAGUUAAAAUGAAGGCCAGAGCAGAUUUCUGCUGCUGCAAAACAUAAACAGAAGUUAGUUUCUCACAAAAGACUUAAUAUAUAAAACAUUUUACUGUGAGAUCAGUGCCUGUGUUUCAGUCUCACUUUAAUUCAGAAUAAUAUUCUAAUAAACCUGACAGUGAUUUUCAUCUUUAA
Messenger RNA from Poecilia reticulata (guppy), 1933 nucleotides. RefSeq lists its product as uncharacterized. Gene Ontology annotation, molecular function: glycosyltransferase activity. Gene Ontology annotation, cellular component: cytoplasm. The record is from RefSeq and is a predicted model, not a curated record. Lineage: Eukaryota; Metazoa; Chordata; Actinopteri; Cyprinodontiformes; Poeciliidae.